Messenger RNA from Aphanomyces astaci, 569 nucleotides. RefSeq lists its product as hypothetical. The transcript has a single exon. NCBI's taxonomy places the organism in Eukaryota, Oomycota, Saprolegniomycetes, Saprolegniales, Verrucalvaceae. The coding region runs from base 9 to 338 and encodes 109 amino acids. The record is from RefSeq and is a predicted model, not a curated record.
GCACAACCAUGGCAGUCACUUUGCCUUAUGCACAGUCGCGCGAAGACACCACCACCAUGCUUGACCUCAUUGAGCCACGCGUGCAUGACCUCCUUGGGCUCAUCCAACGUCACGUUGAGCUGAUGGUCACAGCCAACUCCCCUCCUCAACUACGGGACUGGUUGGUCGUUGCUUUGGAUCUUUUGGCGAGACUGCAAUCCACGCAAGUGCACCAAGCCCGUUACAAGCAAGUUGCGACGGAAAUGCAAGACCUUGAAGCUGAAAUCGUCAACGCUGUGCUCGCGUUGCAUCGCCACAACUUCCUCCCCAACGUAUCCACGAUUGGCUACGUGCAAUAAGGGCUAUCGAUUCUCCAACAGUAUCAGCCGUCAUGUGUUGUGGCUGCCCGCCCUUCAAGAGUGUAUCGUACACUCUCAGCAGUGCAUUUGUCGUUGCCUGAACAAGCUCGAGUUUGCUGGUUACAUACUACGUAGUAGUUCUCAAGGAACUACAGUACUGUAUCGGACUCCAAGUAAACUAGUAAACUCCAAGAUACGGCAUAUGCAUUGGAACUUCACCGUGAUUCCAGG